Venturia canescens is the source of this 2308-nucleotide messenger RNA. Its product is annotated as annexin A13-like. The record is from RefSeq and is a predicted model, not a curated record. Gene Ontology annotation, molecular function: calcium-dependent phospholipid binding; calcium ion binding. The coding region runs from base 429 to 2252 and encodes 607 amino acids. Lineage: Eukaryota; Metazoa; Arthropoda; Insecta; Hymenoptera; Ichneumonidae. Gene Ontology annotation, cellular component: cytoplasm. The transcript has 3 exons.
GCUCCUCUCGUACAGUCGUGUCAGAAAGUAUUUGCCGAAAAUAUAUGCGUUGAACCGUAUCUUGCAGAAAUGUUUCAACCACAAAAGUAUAUUGGGAUAUGAUCGCACCCACCGAAGUGGCCAAACUUUAAUUCCAAGCCGAUGAUGAUCGCUUCAUGCUGAUUGGUUCAAAUUUUCGCCAUCGAAAAACAAUUGAACACCUUUCGCUUUCGGGAGAUUUCUUUUGUUCGACAAACUCUACCGAAGGGUCCCCUAAAUGCCUGUACCUAUGCCGCGUCAGUGGCUUGUAAGCAGCCGGUUUGAGCGCACGUCAAACUUGCCGUAGUGCCUAUCUGGCACCAGUGUGCCGUUGAGCGUUGCGCAUUCGGUGUCUGAGUGAAAUUUGUGUAGGCAUUUUGUUCAACUCCAAGGGAUAUUUUCUAUGCAAGAUGGCUGCGGAAGGUCGGAAGUACAAUCUUCGCUCCAUUCGAGCGGUUGUUCAGACGUUUUCUGAAUCCGACGAUGAUCUCCGUGAAAACGUGGAUUCUGACGAUGAGGUAUUUGUACCUUCAGAUACUGGAGACAGAGAUAGCGAGCAGUCAGAUGACGAGGAAAAUGAAGAUGAAGGAAACAAUGAGCAAGAGUCGGAUUCCGAUCUAGAGAAGGAGAGUGAGAGAGCAACAAAGAGAAAGCGUGUCUCCGAAGCAGCUGAGCGGAUACGCAAACGUGGUCGGCCCCGAAAAAGUAUACCUGCGAAGUGCGGAAUAAAAUGGUCAGAAAUUGUACCUGUCCGGCACGGUAGGCGUUCCAGCGCUCAUCAGACGUUCGAACCGUCCCCAGCCAACGCUGCUCUCGAAAUUGACUCACCGUUAGAUGCUUUUCAGAUUUUAUUUUCAAAAGAGAUUAUCGAUAUAAUUGUACUACAUACAAACGAAGAAAUUGAUCGGGAAGUCGCGCGUCUUAGAAAAGAUAAUCUAGUCGUUCAAUCUUAUCACUCGCACACGACAAGCGAUGAAAUUAACGCGUACAUCGGUGUACUGAUUUUUGGUGCGGUUUUUCAUCAAAACAAACUGAGCUUGGAUGAUAUAUUUUCUGAGCAUCAUGGGUCAGGUUUCUGUCGCGCGGCAUUUUCUGAGCACAGAUUUCAAUUUUUGAAUUACAUGGUGCGAUUCGAUGACAAAUCUACGAGGGAAGAGCGACGGGCUCGUGAUAAAUUAGCUCCAAUACGUGAGAUUUGGGACAUGUUCAUAAAAAAUUGUACCGAUUCAUAUGAACCGUCAACCGAUAUUACGAUUGACGAGCAACUCAUCGGUUUCAGGGGCAGAUGUUGUUUUAGAAUUUACAUGAAAAGUAAACCGGAUAAAUACGGCCUCAAAGUGCUCAUGUGUAAUGACGCUCAAACUUCUUACAUGAUUUCAGCCAUUCCUUACGUAGGGAAAGUUACCCCUGAACGCGGUGAUUCAGUUCCAACUUAUUUCGUUCGAAAACUACUCGAUUGUACUUCGAUUCCAGGUACUUGGCGGCAUAUAACGAUGGAUAGGUGGUUCACUUCGGUUCCUCUUUUCGAAAUGUUGCGCGAAAAAUAUCAGUUGCGAGCGGUAGGAACUAUUCAAAAAAACAGGACCGAGAUUCCUAUACAAAUGAAAACUUCUGGUAAUGUUGGUACGUCGAAAUUUGUUUACACACCAACUUUAACUUUGGUUGCUUACACGCCGAAAGCGAACAAAAUUGUACUCGUAUUAUCGUCGAUUCAUCACGAUGCUUCGAUUAAUCGAACGACAGGAAAACCCGAGAUGAUAAUGUACUACAACGCUCACAAAGGAGGAAUCGACACUUUUGACCAACACUGUCAUACGUUUAACGUAGCGCGCAGAACUCGCAGGUGGCCGUUAAAAUUUUUUUUUAACAUGAUUAAUCAGGCGACGAUCAAUGCACAAAUUUUGUACAAUUUAAAAGUGAGCAAUGAAAAACUCAGCCGUUCAAAGUUCCUCAAAAAUUUAGCGUACGCUUUGAUUACGCCACAUGCGCAAAUGCGAUUAAAUUCGCCUACCCUUCGAAUUUCCGUCAAAAACAUUAUCUCGAAAGUUUUGAAAAUAGAUAUACCUACGACAGAUGUCCCAAAUCUCUUCCGAGACGAAAGUCAAGGCAGGUGUGCCCUUUGCUCCAAUGAAAAAACCGGAAAAACGCGUACGCGAUGCGGAAAAUGUAUGCGUCGAAUAUGCGAUGAACACCGUGCAGGUAUUUGUACCUCUUGUGCUAUUGGCGACGAUUAGAAUAGAAUAAGAGACUGUAACGAAUCGAUUUGGUGAUUAAAAUUUACUAAAAACAA